Peniophora sp. CBMAI 1063 is the source of this 993-nucleotide messenger RNA. NCBI's taxonomy places the organism in Eukaryota, Fungi, Basidiomycota, Agaricomycetes, Russulales, Peniophoraceae. The record is from the annotation of a GenBank genome assembly.
AUGUUGUCUGCUCUCAUAGACCCUGUACUGAACUUGUACGACUAUUUGCUCGAACCUAUCGAUAUCUUCGCUAUGCUCGGCGCGAAUAUUACUUUGCUUGAUGUCGCCGGAGCACUCCGGCUUGCUCUAGUCCUGCGGCAAAUAAGAGGGACUCUUGCUAGGCAACACAAAGCGAGGGGACUUCCGCAGGAGUCUAGAGGGAGAGCGCGCGAUAUCGCCGCUACGCUGACCAUGGUGUACGGUGGAGAGGUCGUAGUUUCGACCUUUCUAGGACUACAGCCGUCUUUCAUGCUCUCUGGAACUAUUCCGGCCUUGUUUAUUGGCGCUCACUAUGCUGUCGAAGCCUUACCGGAUAGCGUCAUCCCGGAUAUGGGUCUCUUCACUGAACUGCCAGCGUCCAUCGUAGAUGCGUUGACUCGUGCUACGCUUGUCUGCAACGUCGUUACGGCCACCGUUACGAAACACGCCUCUCCAGCCGUGUCAUCAUCCCCUUGGACCUUACUCCUCACGUCUCUUAUCUUCGCCAAUGGAGGCCCUUUCGUCACCGGAGCGGCAUCUCUGCUGUCUCCGGGACCUAUGACACUCACCACGCCUCCAGAGUUCCUGCCUGCAGGCUGGCAAGCUACCGAUCUGUGGAUUGCGCCUCUCUGCACAGCCAUAUACGCAACCCUCACGCACGCACAACCCUUCUACACAACCCUACACGUCAUGCUUGCCCGUUUACUUGCGCCUGCCGGCCUCGCGCAUGUCGCAUUGGACGGUCCUCGUGCAAAGCUGUUGGCCGUCGACGAUGACACCGCCCGCGCCGUCUGCGUGGUCAUUCUGGCCGGGGCUUUCUUGACCAGGACAGUUAAGACAUAUGGUGCGUCCGCGCCCUCGCCGAUCGGACCGCCAAACUCGGAGAAGGAGAAGGAGGAGAUGAGGAGGCGCGCGCUUGCUGCGCGUGUGGCAGCUCACAAGAAGGACGCUGAGGUUGAGAAGAAGCUUGAGUGA